AAUAAAAAGAAGAAGAAGAUUAUUUCUAUUUCCCGUUUUUCAAUUUUUUUUAUCCAAAGAAAAGUCUACGUGUUUUCUGAAUUUUUUAAUUUUUCUAUAGGUGUAGUUGUAGCUGUUAUGUGAUGUUACUGAUGUUCCACCUGUACCAAUAAAAUAAUAAUAUAUCAAUUCAAUGAUCUAAUAUUUUAAUAUAAAUCUGAACUGUAGAGCAUCGAUUUGAUGCUGUAUGAUGUCUUGGUUUGCCGAAGAAUCGAUUACAACCUUCCAAAAAUUUUGUAUCAACGUGAUCAAAUGUGGACCUAUCCCAAAGCAUAUUGCAUUCAUUAUGGACGGUAAUCGAAGGUAUGCCACGAAAACGAAUGUUCAAAAGGCCGAAGGACACUUGAAAGGGUUUGAAAAAUUAGCAGAGUGUUUAGAAUGGUGCAGAGAGUUGGGAAUCAGAGAAGUGACCGUCUAUGCCUUCAGUAUUGAAAAUUUCAAACGAAGUAAAGAAGAGGUUGAAACUUUGAUGGGCUUGGCUAGAGAAAAAUUUCAGAAACUAUUGGAAGAGAAAGAUAGGUUGAUGAAGGAAGGUGUGUGUAUAAGAGUAAUUGGAAACUUGUCACUCUUACCAGAAGACCUACAAGAAUUGAUUACCAAAGCAAUGUUGCUUACCAAAGAUAAUAACAGGUCUAUACUGAAUGUAGCUUUCUCCUAUACUUCCAGAGAUGAAAUCAUACACAGUAUCAAAACAGUAAUAGAAGGAGUCACAAAUGAUGAUAUCAGCAUAGAUGACAUAGAUGAAGAACUGUUAUCUAGUUGUCUGUAUAUGCACAAAAGCCCAAAUCCUGACAUAUUAAUCAGAACUUCAGGUGAAGUAAGACUGAGUGACUUCUUGUUGUGGCAGUUAUCUGGUACAGAGAUCUACUUCACAGAUGUGUUGUGGCCAGAGUUUUGUAUAUGGCAUUUAUUGGGUUGUGUUUUCAAAUAUCAGAGGUCUGUUUUCAGUUCCAAACAGUUGAGUCACCAAAAAAGUAACUCUGAAAGGAGCCCAAUAGUUGAUGCUUUCUUGCAAAAAGUGGAAAACACAAGACUGACAAGGUCUAUAAUAAAAGCAUAGCUGUGAGGAAAAACUAGUAGGGAGUAGUUUCAUCAUCUUCCAAUGAUUUAAUUAUGAUUAUUGAAUGAUUCUUAGUUCUUAUAGCAUUUCCAUCUUACUGUGAUACAAUAUAAAUUUAAUAAAUUUAUGGGUGAUA
Phaedon cochleariae (mustard beetle) is the source of this 1235-nucleotide messenger RNA. The record is from the annotation of a GenBank genome assembly. Lineage: Eukaryota; Metazoa; Arthropoda; Insecta; Coleoptera; Chrysomelidae.